AUGACGAAGGGAACAUCAUCGUUUGGAGAGCGGGGCAAUAAGACGCACACAUUGUGCUGCCACUGUGCCUCUAAGGCCUGCCACCUUCAGAAGUCAACCUGUGGCAAAUGUGGCUACCCCGCCAAGUGUAAGAGAAAGUGUAACUGGAGUGCCAAGGCUAAAAGACGAAAUACCACUGGGACUGGUCCAGGGAGGCACCUAAAAAUUGUAUACCACAGAUUCAGGCGUGGAUUCCAUGAAGGAACAACACCUCAACCCAAGAAGGCAGCUGUUGCAGCACCCAGUUCAUCUUGGAAUUUCAACGAUUUGUCAUGUAAUAAAUGUUCUGGUUUAAAAAAAAAUUAUACAAAAAAAGUCUACCAAUGAUAAAUAAUGAAAAAUAACUCUGAUCAUCUGCAAUGUCAAAACAAAACAAAAAACCAA
This is a messenger RNA of Cebus imitator (Panamanian white-faced capuchin), 423 nucleotides long. RefSeq names its product 60S ribosomal protein L37-like. Gene Ontology annotation, biological process: translation. The transcript has a single exon. Lineage: Eukaryota; Metazoa; Chordata; Mammalia; Primates; Cebidae. Gene Ontology annotation, molecular function: RNA binding; structural constituent of ribosome. The coding region runs from base 1 to 366 and encodes 121 amino acids. The record is from RefSeq and is a predicted model, not a curated record. Gene Ontology annotation, cellular component: cytosolic large ribosomal subunit; ribosome.